Messenger RNA from Ceutorhynchus assimilis (cabbage seed weevil), 996 nucleotides. NCBI's taxonomy places the organism in Eukaryota, Metazoa, Arthropoda, Insecta, Coleoptera, Curculionidae. The record is from the annotation of a GenBank genome assembly.
AUUUUUUUCCGUCAAUAUUUCGCUUUCAUUUUUUUUUUCCAAACCCUUCAAAUUAAUUCGUCUCAAAAUGAAUUACUUUAAAAACAGCAAUCCAUUUAGAUUCCUAACAUACUUUUUUCGCCCUCGUAGCUCCACUAGUGAAACUUUAAUUAAACCGAGAAAGAGUAAAAGUGACAUGAUCCUCGAAAAACAGCCCAGCAAAGAAGUAUCGUUGCAAAAAUCCACAACGAGCAUCACAAAAUGUCAGAACAUUGAGAAGCAGCCAUCGAAAACUCAACUAACUAGAGCCGACAGUCGCAAUUCUUUGCACCAAAGUAAAACUUCCUCGGAGCACAGCUUCAAGGGUGCAAUGGUGAGGAAAAAUAAUGUUUUAAAUUUUCAAGCGGCUCAUGAAGAAUCGAAAUGUAUCCCUUUAGACAAAGAAUUAAGGAGGAAAAUUGAUCAAUUACAAGCUUCAUUUAAUCUAUCGAGAAAUUCAACAGUUGAAAAAAACAGGCAAAGAUUAAAGCGAGCUUAUCCAUGGCAAAAUUUCAAUCUUCACAAUAUUUCACAAACGAACUUGGAUGUCUCCAAAAGAAUUUCCUCCGAAAUUGCUUUAGCCAGCAAUAAUUCAUCUGCCGUAACUCUAGUACCAUCAAAGCAGCAAUUGAAGGAAAUAAGAAAACAAGAGCCAUUGUUUAAAUCUAUUUUACAAAAAUCUGCAGUGAAUCCUAAACCAUCAAUAAUGCAUAAGAAAGUGGCUUUCAAUAGUAUUACCACGAUUUAUGAAUCAAAGAAAAUGACACCCAAACCAUCGAACCAUCAGGAGAAAAGUAGAGAAGAAAUUAAGAAAUGCGUUUGUAAAUGUUUUGGUCGAUGCGAACCGUUGAAAGAAGAGCACAGUUUUAUGAGUUUAUAUUUGAACAAAAGACCGAGGAAAUUUUGAUUCAAUUGAAAGUUUCAUUGUGUUCAUUUAUUUGUAUUUUCGAAAUAUAAAUCAGUGUGUCUCAACAUUAA